Molecule: messenger RNA, 579 nt
Organism: Lycium barbarum (goji berry)
Lineage: Eukaryota; Viridiplantae; Streptophyta; Magnoliopsida; Solanales; Solanaceae
Product: dirigent protein 22-like
Exons: 1
Coding region: 1-579 (192 amino acids)
Source: RefSeq, a predicted model, not a curated record
AUGGGAAAAACAAGCUUAGUUCUGUUGCUUUGUCUCAUGAUUAUUGCUAUGCCAAUAGCUCAAGGGGUUGAAUUAGGACCCAAUGCUGUUGAAAAUUGGUUCAAGAAGCUUCCCCAUGCAAAACAAAAGGUCACCAAAUUUCAUUUCUAUUUUCACGACAUAGUAACAGGAAAAAAUCCAACUGCAAUUACAAUAGCCCAGUCCAACAUGACUGCCAAAUCCCCAACUUUCUUUGGGUCUGUUGCAAUGAUUGACGACCCACUAACAAUUGGGCCAGAGCCCAAUUCAACUAUAAUGGGCCGGGCCCAGGGGAUGUAUGGUUCAGCUGAUCAAAAUGAGGCUGGCCUUCUUAUGACCAUGAACUUUGUGUUCACAACUGGUAAGUACAAUGGUAGCACACUUAGUGUUCUUGGCAGGAACCCUGUAUUUAACCAGUAUCGUGAGAUGCCGAUCGUUGGCGGUUCUGGAAUAUUCCGGUUGGCUCAGGGUAUCGCCACCGCGAAGACGUAUUGGUUUAAUACAACCAGUGGGGAUGCUAUUGUUGAGUAUAAUGUUAUGGUCCUGCAUUAUACACAUUAA